Molecule: messenger RNA, 3174 nt
Organism: Hemiscyllium ocellatum (epaulette shark)
Lineage: Eukaryota; Metazoa; Chordata; Chondrichthyes; Orectolobiformes; Hemiscylliidae
Product: E3 ubiquitin-protein ligase DZIP3-like
Exons: 25
Coding region: 49-3084 (1011 amino acids)
Biological process (GO): protein polyubiquitination
Cellular component (GO): cytoplasm
Molecular function (GO): RNA binding; polyubiquitin modification-dependent protein binding; ubiquitin-protein transferase activity
Source: RefSeq, a predicted model, not a curated record
GAAUGGGGGAGGGGAGGUGCUAAUUUGGUGAAGAUACGGUUAAACAGAAUGGAUGGAAAGGGAAAGAAAUUAGAAAAACCUUCAAUUAACUGUAAUGCACAAGGCUCAAGUGAUACUAGGAUAAAACGUGUGCUUGAAGCAAACAAUGAAGGUUUCCGCCCUAAAAGAGCUGCUCUCCCAGUGGAAGAACCAAACAAGUGUUAUUUAUUGCGAGAAUUCACUGCCGAGAGAUCAUCCAUUGAGAAAGGAAUGCUGGAUGUUGAUCGACUCAUUCUUAAACUUUUAACUUCUGGCACUUUGGACUUUGUCUCCUUGAACAAUAUUACUCGACAUCCCGUUAGAAAUGACAGGACUCGAGCUCUGCUGGACCACUUUUUACAAAUAAAUAACAAUGGCAUAUUAAGGCAGUUUGUUUCUCAUAUGCGGGACCCGGUGAUACUAAAUGCAGAAGCACUGAACUGGGCUGAGUAUAUGCAAGGAUGCAGUGACAGCUGCUGUAUGUUCUUCAUUAAGAAAUAUGCUGAUGUUUUUAAAUAUGUCUUGGAGGAAUACGGUGUGGAGCGCUUUGCAGAAUAUUUCGUGAAAUCAGGAAUGCUGAAAGAAUCGGAGAGCAACGAUUUGUGCAAGUAUGGCCAAAAGGAGGGAGCAGAACGUUUUAUGCACAUCUUAUUCACCAAAAAAACCAUUUUGUGUGUAGCGGACAUGUGGUUUACAUUAGUGGAACAUCAGAAUGACCUUCCUUAUCUGGGACCAUACAUCAACAGUUUCCUGAAAGCAUUUGAUGAACAAACUGGACCCUUCUGUCCACAAUUUGACCCUGAACUGCCAAUCAAACCACUGUUAAUAAAAAAUUGCUAUGUCAAUGUCUAUCGCCUGCUUCAUUUAAUACAUGUGGAAGGCACGGAGGCUGUUCGGAGUAUUUUUGAUGCACACAUAUCUCCAGAGGAAUUGAAUGAAGAAGUUACAAAGAAUAAAGUCUUAAUCAAGAAUCGGUUAGAGGGAGCAGAUUUUAGCAAUGUCCGAAAAAGAUGGAUGAAUAUUAUUUAUUCAACGGAGAAAUCAAAAACUCUGCAUUUUACUUUGCCGAUCUUUCAGUUUCUCGCUGUGUUUAUGAAGAAGUUUCCCCGGCCCAAAAAAGGUUGGACUGGGAGGCUUGCAAAAUCUGAUGCAUCCCCAGGAGCUUAUUUGCGACGCAUCUGCGAAAUGCGAGAUCACCUUUUGAAAGAGAUUUUCCACACAGAUCUGACAUACAAAAAAUUUGACCAAAUAUGGAAUGAAGCUGCAGAUAUACUUGUUCAUCUUGGCAUUGAUGAUAAGCGGCUCCAAGAACUUCGCUUGCAGCCAAUGAACGUUAUCUUCAUCGACAGGCGAUACAUGGAGAAAUACUUUAACAAACCACUGUCCCAGCUUUUGGAAGAACUUAUUGUUAGACAUCACAGAGGUAUCAAUUCAAUCUGUGCUUGUUCUUUGGCAGAGGAUCAAUGUGCGGGGCAUGAAACCCAAAAGCAUGGGCUAAAAUUGGUUGAUACUACCGAAGAGCAAAAGGAAAAGGAGACCUCAGAGGAUGAGUUUGCAAAACCUGUUCCUGUAACAGUAGACUCAAAAUCAAAGAAAAGACGGAAAAAGUCAAGAGGCAAAAAGAGUAAAAAGACAGAAGCUGCUGCCCUGGCAACUUUCCAGGAAGCUGAAAUGCUCAAGGAAUUAAAAAGUUCCGUGACUCAGAAUAGUGAAAUGCUUGAGGAACAAAAUCAAGAACUUAUGCUGGAGUCUGAAGCUACAGCAGCUGCUGAAUCCUGUGACUUCAACAGUAGAAGUGAAGAUGAACCUGAAAAAGAAAGAAGUCAGGUGAAGAUUUUGAAUGGAAUGGUUGAUGUUUGUGUCAACACUGACGAUAUUGAUUUCAAGGAGUCUUUCAAGAGGAUAGAGGAAGAAAGGAAUAGAUUAACACAUACCAUUGAAGACCUACGUGACAGCUGCAAACAAAUAGAAAAUGAAAGCCAUCUUGAAAUUAAAGCAUGGAAACAGAAAAUCCAUGAAAAGGAGAAGUUGUGUGAGAACCUCCAGCAAGAAAUUCUAGCUAUCCAUCUUCAACUCCAGGAGGAAUCUUGCAAAAUAAUCAAGGAAGAGAAAACUCAUCAGAUGCAGUUAAUGAAAGUCAAAGAACAAAUUAGAAUCAAAAGAUCUCAAUUUGAAAGAAAUGAAAAUUCAAUUAAGAGCAAGAAUGAGGAAAUUGUAAAAUUAAAACAAGAAUUGCAAAAGGAACUAGAACAUUGGAGCCAUGAAAAGAUGCAGCUGGAGGGAGAGAUUGCAAUUGCGCAGCAAACUGAAAAUGAAAAUGUAAGGAAGGCAAUCAGUCAGGAGAGUCUUUUGCUAGAAAUGCGCAGGGAUUUCUUACUCAGGAACCUAGAGGAUGCCUUGCUGGAGGCAGAACACCAGCUGAGUAUGCUUGCAGAUGAGAUGAGGAGACAGUUCACUGACCCAACACAAAUUCGGACUGCUGUAAACAAGUGGGAAAGUGUUGCUGCUGAUCUCAGAAACAAAAUUGAAUACACAAAGAUAAACUUCAAUAGCCACAUCUAUCUGAUCAAAAAUGGAGCCAAACUGAGUAAUCUGCCUACGCUCAGCAACCCUGAACCACCUACCUCACUUGCUUUGCAUGUUCUGAAAUCUCAAAGGAAAGCAAGCUCUCAGUAUUUACCAGAGUCUCAGCCUUCUCUACAAUUGCAUGAUGUAACCACAACCGCUACCGCAGCCACUGGACCGUCCAAUAUCUUACAAGGUUAUAGAAACAGGUCAGAAUUAAGCAGUUUAGUUGAUCAAGGGCAAACUGAACAGAAAAUGUGGACAAGACUUGAAAAUCACAAGGCCUGUAAGCAGUUGAUGCAGCAGCAGAGUUUUGAGGAAGACCCUUGUGUCAUUUGCCAUGAGGAAUUAGUUCCCCCGAAGGAUUGCUAUGAACUGGAAUGUAAACAUAUUUUCCACAAAAAGUGUAUUGAUUACUGGCUGAAGGAACAAAGCACAUGCCCUAUUUGCAGGAUUCUUGUGCUAAAGCCAGAGGACUAUCCACAGCUUUCCAAAAAAUAAGAUCCUUUCUUAAAGUAACAUUAGACAAAUUGGACUUUUAAGCAAGAAAAUAGAAAUUAGAUUGUGGCAUUACCUGUAUUUGAAAUGAAC